This is a messenger RNA of Raphanus sativus (radish), 2281 nucleotides long. RefSeq lists its product as uncharacterized. Gene Ontology annotation, molecular function: protein binding. The record is from RefSeq and is a predicted model, not a curated record. The coding region runs from base 312 to 2111 and encodes 599 amino acids. NCBI's taxonomy places the organism in Eukaryota, Viridiplantae, Streptophyta, Magnoliopsida, Brassicales, Brassicaceae. The transcript has a single exon.
AAAGUAGUCUCAAAAAAUAUCUUAAAAGACAUGUAUCUGAUAUUUUCUUAGCGCCAAUCCAAGCUUCACCGUGACUGAAGACGACCGGAUCAAAUCUCGGAACAUAAAAAGUCUCCUUCUUUCGGACAAUUAUUUCUCUUACUAAACAAACCCCAAAAUCUCAGUUUUAAAAAUUCCAAACCGGGCUCUCUUUCCAGAUCCUGAAUCUCUCUAACAUCUCCUCCUACAGAUCUGCUUAUAUGGCGGUUACUCACUGAUCCAGAGACGGCCAAAAAAAAGGAGAAACCUUUUCCGCUUCACACACACUUACAAUGGCGGAUCCACGAAACGGCAAGUCCUUCCUUCUCACCUUCUACUUUAUAAUCACCCUCACUCUUCUUUUCAUCGCGCCCUCGUAUACCAACGAAUCUCCGGCCAUCCUCGAAGAAACCGAUGUAGCUGUAUCGGUUACCGAAUCCACCCGAGAAGAUGCUCUACUGCAUAAGCUCGAGGAGCUCGUUAAGAAUCUGACGGAGAUCGUCUCUAAUCUAGAAGCUAAGUUAUCUGAUUCGAAGAACAACGAGAUCACUAAAUCAGAAGAUGAAGAAGUCGGAGGAAGAGGAGGAGGGAGAGCCAAGGCCUUCUCGGUGACAAAGUACAGUCCUUUCUGGUCGGAGAGAUUCUCCUUCACGUCGGCCGUGAAGCUCGAUUCAGACGCGACUUGCGUCAACGUGUUGCCCUUCAAGGACUUCGAAGGCUCCAGCAAGUACUUCGCCGUCGGGGACUCUAGAGGCAGAGUCUACGUGUUCCUGAGAAACGGCGACGUUUUGGUCGAGUUCUUCACCACGGUUGAUUCUCCCGUCACGGCUAUGGUUUCGUAUCUUUCCAUGUUCAAGAACUCGAGUUUCGUCGUCACUGGUCAUCAGAACGGCGCCGUUUUGUUCCACCGGAUCCACGAGGGAUCUAACGGGGAGGACUGGAACUCCAACUCCGUUUCGAUGGAGCACGUUGGUGCCUUCGAUGUUGACGAUUCUGCUGAUGAUCCCGUGACGUUGUUGGAAGUGCACCAUGUCGGUCGUGUUAGGUACAUCUUGGCCACGGAUCUCAGCGGGAAGCUGACGGUUUUAACCGAGAACCGGACGGUUCACGGUUCGGUUCUCCCGUCGAGUAGACCGCUUGUGUUCUUGAAGCAGAGGCUGUUGUUCCUCACCGAGUCCGGCGCAGGUUCGCUGGACUUGAGGAGCAUGAAGAUCAGAGAAACCGAGUGCGAAGGGCUGAACCAUUCCCUCGCGAGAAGCUACGUCUUCGACGCGACGGAACGGUCCAAAGCCUACGGGUUCACGUCGGAAGGGGAGAUCAUCCACGUGCUGCUCCACGGAGAUAUAAUGAACUUCAAAUGCAGAGUUAGAUCCAAGAAGAAGUUUCAAAUGGAGGAGCCGGUGGCGUUACAGUCGAUCAAAGGAUACCUACUCGUGAUCAACGAAGAGAAAGUUUUCGCCUUCAACGUAUCGACUCAGCAUUACGUGAGAACCGCCGGUCCGCGUCUCUUGUUCUCAGCUGGUUUGGAAGAGAUCAGAUCGUCUUUCUUGAGCCAUCGUCAGUCGUAUUCGAGGAAUGUGGCUGUGAAGGCGAGGCCUUUGGUAGCUAGCGACAGAGAGAAUCUUCUCGUGGUGGGUUUAGGAGACGGGUACUUCGGUGUUUACAAGUCGAAGCUCCCGAGUCUCAAAGGAGAGUUCAACACGAUGCUCUGGAGCAGUCCUGUGUUCUUCUUCAUACUGUUUCUGUUCGGAGCUUGGCAUUUUUUCGCGAAGAAGAAAGAAUCACUCACCGCGUGGGGACCGGAUGAUCCUUUUACGGCGGCCGCGGGACAGAACAGCUCUGCGAAGGAGCCGAGUUUUACUGAGCCUGCUAGAAGAAACGAUGACCUGAUGGAUCUUAGGAGGAGGUACGUUGGUGCGUCCCCGUACCGUAAUGAGCAGAGUUCGAGAGCUCCGGUGGAUGGAGGAGGGUAUAGAACAACCGCGCAGGAUCAUAAUAAUUAUCGAGGUGGGUCGGGUCUUGAUUCGAGCGGGUUUGGUAAUAGGAGAGAUAGUUUGUAUGGUAACAACAAAGUUAUGGACGACGAAAGUUAAAAAGAAAAAAAGAAGGAAGAAUCGAUCUGGACUUUUGCAACAUUUGAAUUUUGACAUGUAAGAAAGUUUUACUCUUUUGUAAUUUCUAAAGCUUUUUAAAAGUUUCCUCCUUUGUUAAUUUACAGACAUUGUCUUUUAAAUGUUUGAAUAAAUGUUAAAUUCUUUGCAAA